Oldenlandia corymbosa var. corymbosa is the source of this 4403-nucleotide messenger RNA. The record is from the annotation of a GenBank genome assembly. NCBI's taxonomy places the organism in Eukaryota, Viridiplantae, Streptophyta, Magnoliopsida, Gentianales, Rubiaceae.
AUAUAUAUAUAUAUAUUGUAUAUAAAUGUCAUUUUCCUUAUAUACUCAUAAUAUCUCGGUCUUUCUUUUUUUAACACUACUCUAUUUUGUUUUUGAGUUGAAACUUUCCAAAACCCCAAAGUUGGAAUCGUGGUGGUUGCUAUGCUCACUAUCUCUCUCACUUUUCAAGUCGUUUCCUUUACGUCAGAGCAAAAGACCAGCAAAUAUGUAAGAACCAGGAAAUAUUAGAAAAAAAAAAUGAAAGUGGCAGAAGAAGAAGAAGCCAAAGUCCACCUCCAUUUCCAUUUCAUUUCUCUCAAAGACUAAUCAAAGUCUGCUCCUUUUUUUUCUUCUUCUUCUUCUUUGUUUUAAUUUUUCCAUUUCUCCUCUGUUCCCAUCAUCAUCAUCUAUAUUCAUGUAGUAGCUCUAAGCCAAAAGCAAUUAAUUUUUUGUUUCCCUUCUCCUCUUUACUUGCACCUAUUUCGAUUUUUUGUCUUCGUUGCACCUCUCUUUCCUUUUUUGAACUUCUUUUGCUUCUUUAUACACAAAAUCAAAAUCCCAACACAACCCAUUUGUGUCUUUUUUUCUUUUUUUUUUUUUUUAAUCCCUCUUUUGCUCUGUUUUUGGGGGUUUUCUGAAUGAUGGCUGCUUUGGAUGCUCUGUUUUCAAGGGCUUUCUUGAUUCUGGUGCUGGCCCUUUUGUUGAUUGUAAUUAACAAGAGUGAGGCAAGAUUCGUGGUGGAGAAGAGCAGUGUUAGUAUACUUGAUCCUCUUGAUCUCAGGUCAAAGCAUGAUGCUGCUAUUGGCAAUUUUGGUGUGCCUGAUUAUGGAGGUUCAAUGGUUGGGAGUGUUGUUUAUCCUCAGCAAGGUGCAAAUGGUUGUUCUGCCUUUGAUGGUGAUAAGCCUUUCAAGUCCAAAACUACUCGUCCCACUAUCCUGCUCCUUGAUCGAGGAGGUAAUUUUAUAUUUUCCACCAAUUUAAAAUUUUAAUUUUUGUCCCUUCCAAUAUGCAUGUGUUAAUGGAAUCAUGAGAUGUUCAUCAAAAUCAAUAGAGUUUUGAUAAGUUAGAUAUUUGGGUUUGAUGUGAACAGCUGAGUUCCUUCAUCUUCUUCUUCUUCGUUUUUUCUUCUUGUUUUGGUGGGUUCAACUGGUAUUUUUCGGGGAGAGCUUCUUUUACUAUUUUAUUAUAUUAUUAUUAUUUUUUUUUUGUCUGUUUGGGAAAUGGGAACUUGAGCUGGUCUUUGUGGAAGUAUCUUGAGGGUGAAACCUGGGGCCUAGUUCUCCUGUUUUAUAAAUUUUGUACUCUGCUUUUCAUGGUCAGCUUUCCUGCAUGCUUUCCAUGUGGUCCUCUGGUCUGAACAAGUUUCUCGUUCUUUUGUAAAAAAUUGACCCAUUUUUGUUCAAUAGUCUCUAUUGAUUAUGGGUAACAUAGGAUUUGCCCACUGAUUCAUCAUCUAUUACAUUCAGUAGUACUAACAAAAUUCAAUGCAAUUUCAACAAAUUAAGAGACGGUUCAGAGAGUUUUUGGGAGGUGAGAUCAAAGGAUUGCAGGUUGAAAUGGAUCUAGGAGGAUAGUUGCUCAGUUAAAAGAUGUAUCCUUGCUCUAUUCUGUUAUUACAGAACCAUGGAUGAUUCUGAUUUCUAGGUGGUUAAGAAAACCGAAUCUUUUCGGUAGCCUGAAAUAGGAAAUAGACAAACCCUGCAAUAGGGAAAGAGUAGGAAAGGUCAUUGCUGUUUCAAUUUUUUAUUUAACUUUAUUAAUCAAGGUCAUGGCAGACUUGAGGUAUUUGUUCCCCUCCAUUUUAUUUGGGAAAAUUCUUGAAGUCCUCAACAGAGAAAUGUUGUGAAAGAAAAGAAUCUGAAUUCAAAAUUUUCAAACCAAGUGUAUAUAUGCUUCUUUUGGGUGCUACAGUGCUAGUCGAACUUGCAGAUAUGCAUAUAAUUGUCACUUGCAGAGGUGAAUGUAGCAAUUUAGAAGAGAAAAGGAAAAGGCUGUUACUUCGCUCUGAAAGUUUGGAAUGCACAGCAGGCUGGAGCAGCAGCAGUUUUGGUGGCUGAUACUGUUGAUGAGCCGCUGAUUACAAUGGAUUCUCCCGAGGAGAGUAAAGAUGCAGAUGGAUACUUAGAGAAGAUUGAAAUCCCUUCGGCGUUGGUUGAUCAUUCUCUUGGCCAGAAGUUGAAGGGUGCCUUGAAGGAGGCUAAGGAUGUUGUGGUAAAGAUUGACUGGUCUGAAUCAAUGCCCCAUCCAGAUGAAAGGGUCGAGUAUGAGCUAUGGACUAAUAGCAAUGAUGAGUGUGGAGUUCGCUGUGAUGAACAAAUGAAUUUCAUCAAGGAUUUUAAGGGCAAUGCUCAAAUUCUUGAGAAGGGAGGAUACACCCUUUUCAGACCUCACUACAUAACUUGGUACUGUCCUGAGGCUUUUCUUCUCAGCAGUCAAUGUAAGUCACAGUGCAUAAAUCAUGGUAGAUAUUGUGCGCCUGAUCCAGAAGAGGACUUCGGGAUGGGGUAUCAAGGAAAGGAUGUGGUGUUGGAAAACUUGAGACAACUUUGUGUGCAUAAGGUUGCAAAUGAAACCAAUCGCCCCUGGGUUUGGUGGGAUUUUGUGACAGAUUUCCACAUCAGAUGCUCGAUGAAGCAAAAGAAAUAUACCAAAGAUUGUGCAGAAGAGGUCGUCAGAUCACUGAAUCUACCAAGCGAGAAGAUUAAAGCAUGUAUGGGUGACCCUGAAGCCGAUGUGGAAAAUCAAGUUCUGAAAUCUGAACAGGAUCUUCAGAUUGGGCAUGGAUCACGAGGCGAUGUUACCAUCUUGCCAACAUUGGUCAUAAACGAUGUUCAAUACAGAGGAAAAUUGGAGCGGACUGCUGUCUUGAAAGCCGUUUGUGCUGGAUUCAAGGAGACUACUGACCCUCCCAUUUGUCUUAAUGGAGAUAUUGAGACCAACGAAUGCCUUGAGAAUAAUGGUGGCUGUUGGAAGGAUUCACAUUCCAACAUAACGGCGUGCAAGGAUACAUUUAGGGGAAGAGUUUGUCAGUGUCCUGUGGCAAACGGUGUACAAUAUAAAGGAGAUGGGUACACUUCGUGUGAGGCCUUUGGACCUGGAAGAUGUAUGAUCAAUAAUGGUGGGUGCUGGUCAGAAACCAGAGAUGGACAAAAGUUUUCAGCUUGCCCAGAAUCCGAUCUAACCGGCUGUCGCUGUCCACCUGGUUUCAUUGGAGAUGGCCAUAAAUGUGAAGAUAUUGAUGAAUGCAAGGAAGGCAAUGUUUGCCAGUGUGAGGGCUGUAGCUGUAAGGACACAUGGGGCGGAUAUGAAUGUAAAUGCAAAGGGGAUAAGCUUUACAUAAAGGAGCACGACACAUGCAUUGAGAGGCACACAUCAAAAUUUGGAUGGUUCCUUACACUUGUGGUUUUAGCGAUAGCACUUGGCGCUGGUGUAGCUGGUUAUGUCUUCUACAAAUAUAGACUUCGAUCUUAUAUGGACUCGGAGAUCAUGGCAAUUAUGUCGCAGUACAUGCCACUGGAUAACCAACAAAAUCAGGUAGUCCAUCAUGAAGCCGAGCCUCUGCAACCACGUUCAUCUGUGUAGAAAGAUUCCUCCUCCUGAUUGCUGGUGUCAUUAGCUACAUUGAAGAAGACUCGCCAAAUCUAUCAAUCUUAGAAGCGAAAGUUCCCAUGAGAGCCAGUUUUUCAUUUAAAGAUCCAGGGAACUGACCAUUGCAAGUUACCUGUGAUGGUGUGCAUAAAGUGCAUAUUGUACAUAAGAACCACAGAGAUGUAAAGUUUUGAUUUUAAACAUAGGGUGGGUUUAAUAUAGAACUUCCAUAUACCAUGUUAAAAAUAUAAGGACCAAUAAAUUUCAGAGUACAAAACCUGAAAUGUUUUAAGAGCCUUGAGAUGCAUAACAGGUAUUGUAGGGGUAGGUUAGGCUAAUGUGUCAGUGCGUUCAUCUUCUACUGAUUUGAAACUGAAAAAAAAAAAAAAAAAAAAAAAGUCUACUUUGUCGAAUUAGUGAGACGAGACGAUGUACCCGUUUAAACAGACAAAUGCAACAUCUUGUUCCUAAAACUCUUAAGAUACUGUUAGUAGUAAAAACAAAUUUUCUAUCAACAACAUUCUUUUUUUAUUCUCAUAUAAUAGAAACACUAAAUCGACCUAAGUGGGAUCUGGGACAUGAAGAACCCCCUGAGAGAGGGACAACGUAGCAGGAUCCGAAGAAGAUGUAGCCGAUGAAGAAGAUGGCACUGGAUCACAGCAAACUUUCCUACACCAGCUUCCGGCGGAAUUUGAGCCCGAGAAUCCAGGCGCAGUCCGUUCGGCCUACAUUCAUAACUUGAAACUUUAAAUUUAGCAAGGAACUCAAGGAAUUCCCUGCAGUUUGAUAAUCCAACCAAUUUGUAUGUCUGAGUAACUCACUGAACCAGGGCUUUC